GAGAUUGUUACAAUGUCUGGAAGAGGAAAGACUGGUGGGAAAGCUCGUUCCAAGGCCAGGUCUCGCUCUUCCCGGGCCGGACUGCAGUUCCCGGUGGGCCGCGUUCACAGGCUGCUGAGGAAGGGUAACUACGCUGAGCGUGUGGGUGCCGGAGCCCCGGUCUAUCUGGCCGCCGUGCUGGAGUACCUGACGGCUGAAAUCCUCGAGCUGGCCGGCAACGCGGCCCGGGACAACAAGAAGACCCGCAUCAUCCCCAGGCACCUGCAGCUGGCCGUCCGCAACGACGAGGAGCUGAACAAGCUGCUGGGAGGGGUGACCAUCGCUCAGGGCGGGGUGCUGCCUAAUAUCCAGGCCGUGCUACUGCCCAAGAAGUCCGGCGCCUCUGCAGCCACCAAGACCAAGUGAAGCGACCAUUCUUUAAACUGAGAACCCAAAGGCUCUUUUCAGAGCCACUCACUUAAUCGGUGAAAGGGGCGACCUGUUGUCUAUCCGGAUGUGCGAUAACAUCCCUAUCGAUUCUGAAUGAGAUAUUUCUAAUGUGAUCUGUGAAAGAGCUGGUUACAACGAGACUCUGGUGCUGUUGCCUUAUCCAGACAUCAGGAGUCUCUGCUGCAUCUAUAUAUGACCAAUUGUCAAUGUUCAGAAAGACGUUCUUUAAUAUUUAACUCGUCCCAUUUCUAAUUAAAUGAUGUGAAAUUACAUACACAUAUAAACAGAAUCCACUCAAAACCCCAAAUGCAACAGAGGGAGUGAACCGGGUAAACAAAAUGAAUGAAAAUUAAUUGUCGGUCUGAGGGUUUUAGGAGCUGGAGCUUUUAAUAAGACGUCGCUGCUCUCGCUGACCGACUAGGCGGCGUUUUAAAAGAGCCUUCGUUGCAAGUGGAACUGAAUCCGGGUUUUAGUGCAUGUGUGAACAUUCCGAUCGCUUCGCAAUGAAAACAUUUCUGAUGAUAUCUGUGAACGGGUGGGUUAGAGUGAGACGCAUCCUGCUAGCACUCUUACUUGUUACGGACAUCAGCUCCAUCUAUUUAUGCCCAAACUCUUCUAUUAGGGAAAACGUUCCCAUAUCAUUAAAAUAAUCGCCUUUGAAAUGACCUCAGAUCGUCUGAAACAUCCGGUAAAGGGAACAAAGGACAAUUACCGGUUUACAAAGUGAGGAAAAUAAAUUGUAGGCCUGAGACGCUAAAGUGCUGGUGUGGUUAAGAGAUGGCAGCUCUUUCUCUGACCGACUUGGUGGCUCUUAAAAGAGCCUUUGUCUCACUUGGUGCUGAGGUGGGGUGUUUAGGCGCGCUCCCCGCGGAUACGGCGCGCCAGCUGGAUGUCUUUGGGCAUGAUGGUGACCCGCUUGGCGUGGAUUGCGCACAGGUUGGUGUCCUCAAAGAGCCCCACCAGGUAAGCCUCGCUGGCCUCCUGCAGGGCCAUAACGGCCGAGCUCUGGAAGCGCAGGUCGGUCUUGAAGUCCUGAGCGAUCUCCC
Molecule: messenger RNA, 1475 nt
Organism: Carcharodon carcharias (great white shark)
Lineage: Eukaryota; Metazoa; Chordata; Chondrichthyes; Lamniformes; Lamnidae
Product: histone H2AX-like
Exons: 1
Coding region: 13-405 (130 amino acids)
Cellular component (GO): nucleosome
Molecular function (GO): structural constituent of chromatin; DNA binding; protein heterodimerization activity
Source: RefSeq, a predicted model, not a curated record